Molecule: messenger RNA, 903 nt
Organism: Microthlaspi erraticum
Lineage: Eukaryota; Viridiplantae; Streptophyta; Magnoliopsida; Brassicales; Brassicaceae
Source: the annotation of a GenBank genome assembly
AUGGAGCCGUCGUCAAGCUCGAGAGCGCGGUCAAUACCGGAGCCCAUGGUGGGGUUGCAGGAAGCAGGGCCUUCUCCGUUUCUAACGAAGACGUUCGAGAUGGUGGAUGAUCCAAACACGAACCACAUUGUGUCUUGGAGCAGAGGAGGCAUCAGUUUUGUGGUGUGGGAUCCACAUUCAUUCUCAGCGACCAUCCUCCCUCUCUACUUCAAGCAUAACAACUUCUCCAGCUUCGUCAGACAGCUCAACACUUAUUUUUGGAAGAAUUCAACAAUGCGUCCGGCCUCCAUUUACCGCAAAAGGGGAUUCAGAAAGAUCGAGGCAGAGAGAUGGGAGUUUAUGAAUGAAGGUUUCCUGAUGGGUCAGAGAGACCUUCUCAAAAGCAUCAAGCGGCGAAACUCCACUUCAGCCCCUCCCUCGCUCCACUACCCUCAACCCGACGGUCAUGACCCCUCCGCCGAGCUCCGACAAGAGAGGCAUGUCCUAAUGACGGAGAUCUCGAGGCUGAGACAGCAGGAGCAGAGAGCGAGGGGCUACAUCCAAGCCAUGGAGCAGAGGAUUAACGGAGCGGAGAAGAAACAGAAACAUAUGAUGACCUUCCUGAGGCGCGCGGUGGAGAAACCCUCGCUUCUGCAGCAGCUACUCCCGCAGCAGAGGACCGAGCUAGAGGAGGCCUCGAACAAUCAGGAUAGCGUGGUCAAAAGGGAGGCGGUGGAACACGUGUCGGAGCUGGAGGCUCUGGCGCUGGAGAUGCAAGGACAUGGACGCCAAAGGGUCGAAGACGUUGAUAGGGAACUCGACGACGGGUUUUGGGAAGAGCUACUGAUGAACGACGAUACAUUUGAGGAUGGAGAAGAAGAAGAUGAAGAGGCGAAUGUGAACGUGUUGGCCGGCAGAAACUAA